CAACUGAUAAAUAUGGCGUUGGUAUUUAGUGUAAAAACACAUUUCAAAUGUGUACAAAAAGUGAAAUUUGCAAAUUGGCAUUGUGCUCAUUUGAGAAAUAUACUGCUAUACGCGAUUACUUGGUGUGUACGCCGAUGUGCGACAGCGGUCGCGGCUGAGACCAAAGCCACUGCAGCUGGCUGGCUAUCGGACUGCCUGCCUGAUUGUCUAGCAAUGUGUUGCGUUGCUGCUAUGGCCUUCUGUUGCUAUUGCUGUUGCUGACUGCCAAAGCUUGUACUAUGCGUUGUUGCUGAGUGCAUGCUGCCGAUCGUUUACGCGUGUGCUUGUUAUGUGUAUGUGUGUUGGUAUGUGCAUUUGAUGGGCAUGUAUGCGUACAAAAAACGCUACUGUCGUCAUUACCACCACCCGCACCCACCCAAAACGCGUAUAACGCUAUUGAGCGAUUACGUUUGCCUGCUUAGUAGCGGAGCGCAUCGCGGGUAACAAAUUUGAUAUAAAUAUAUAGUGUGAUGAGCAUUUGAAUUAAUAGAGCAAUUGGAAGAUAAGAAAAUAUCAAAAACACUGCUAAAAGUUUUGUUACCAGCUGUAAUGUGACAUGGCCUUCCUCACGUUUUCACAUGCAUUCGUUGAAAUCAGAUAAAAUCGCUUGUCAAACAAAGAUUACACUUACACUUGCAUACAUAUUAGAAAUAACAACCGUGCCACCCAACCUCCCACCUGCUGACUGUCAAUAGCAGCUGUACACGACCGGCUUCACACUCGUGUCCUGUGCACACAGCUGACGAGACGACCAAAAUCAGUGUUACACACAUAUAUAUAUAAGCGUUAAAGCAUACAUACAAAAGAAGUAAACUAAAGCACGCGUAUUAAUACAGCUCCAGGAUUUCGUGCUGUAAUUAGGAAAAAAAUGGAAAAUUGUGAUUCCUAUGUGCAUUUACAGGCAGAGAAACGUUUUGAGUUGCUUCGUCGUAAAAAAUGGUUUCACCCAACAAUAAGUGGUAUAGAAGCUGAGAAUCUACUGCGUGAAAAAGGCUUCGAUGGCUCCUUUUUGGCACGCCUCUCAUCCUCAAAUCCUGGCGCUUUCACGUUAUCGGUACGCCGUGGCCAAGAGGUGACACAUAUAAAGAUACAAAACAAUGGUGACUUCUUCGACUUGUAUGGCGGCGAAAAAUUCGCAACACUUCCUGAAUUGGUACAAUACUACAUGGAAAAUGGUGAGCUGAAAGAGAAAAAUGGACAAGUUAUAGAACUAAAACAGCCUUUGAUCUGUGCUGAGCCCACAACCGAGCGUCUCCAAAAGCUCUAAGCAUAUUAUUUGAAGAAGAAAAGCAUGGAUAUUUAAUUGGAAAUACUCAAACUGAUGGAAAAUGAAUUAUUAAAGCUUGUAAUUGGACCCAAUUUGAAAUAUCUUCUAACAAAAGGAAUAAAAAAAUACAUUUUGAUUUAAAUAAGUAAAAUAUAAGUAUGAAUAAGUAUCCAUAAAGAAUCAAUUAAGUGAAAAAAAUCAUUUGUCAGCAUCCUAAAACUCUAUAUUUAACUCAUAAAUAUUUAAAAAACGUGUAAAUUGUUAAACAUUUAUUGUUAAACAUUUUUCACAACCAAUCGUUUAAACUCUAUUAAAUCAAACUAGACAUGCCGUCUAUUUAUAAACAAGCUUUACAUAAGAUGAAACGAUCUCAAAACUCGUGUCAUUAAUUUAUUACGCUUCACACUCAUCAAGAAAACGGCAUAGUAAUUAGUUCGUAUUGAUCUUAUAAAAAGUCUACAACACAUAUAUUAAUUUAAUAGUUACAACUGCCAAUAAAUAUUGAUUUAUUUGUAAGCGAGUAUUUACAAAUUCAUUAAAAUCUACGUAAAACUCGUAUUUAAUGCAGUUUUUAUAAACUCUCCAAACUCUACAAAAAAUUUUCAUCGACGCUAAAUUUACUAAUCAAUUAUAAAUAGGCAAUUAAAUGCAAAAAUAUGCUUGUUUCAGCAAAUUUCAUACAGUCUCCAAACUCUACACAAUUUUUUUAAGCUAUAAUUUUGUUUAACUUUUCAUAAUAAAUAAUAAAAUUUAUUUAUAAACGUUUUUAAUGACUUUCAAUUAAUUCACACAAAGCCUACAAACUCUACACAGCUGCUAAUAAUUAAUUAUUUUGUAUUUCCCGUAAAAUGUGUCUAUUAAUUUAAACUAGUUUAUAUAAGCAUUUAAUGUACUCACUACUGUUGAGUUUUUCGUGUGAUUGAUGAAUAUGUGCCUUUUUAGAUUUGUCACGUUUAGGUUAGCGCGAAAGUAAUAAUUUCGCUAAAUUUUGCUAAAUAAUUUAUCACUUGCCGGUGCUUAGAUAACCGUACAUUCAACGUGGUUGUCGAUGCCCCCUAACAGCUUAAACAGCGCGUAGAAGCUUGUCUCCUCUCUGCUUUAGUGCUCAACGAAUUGCUAACGCGCCGUUUAUUUCAGUUCAGUUAUACUUAGCCCUGUGGCAUCAGCGCGUCAAGCGUUUGCCCUUGAAAUGCUACGCGUUUGAUUAUCUAGCGAUCUUUACAUUUAUCUGCCUGUCAAAACUGUUUAACUUUGCUAAUUUUCAAUUUAGUUUAUUUAAUGGAGCAGUUUUUCAAUUUUACUAAUUCCAGUCACGUUUUUAUAAACAAUUUCUGUAUUUACAUAAGCAUAUUUGUAUGUGUCUCGAGGUAUAUGGAUAUGUACAAGUAGAGCUCACUCGCCACCUUAAAAAGGGUAUUUUACCAUAUUUAAUUGAACUUAGAAGGCGUGUUGCUUUACACGUUGAAAUUUGUAACAAAUUUAAUUAUAGUUCGCAAUUAAAUUUAUAAAUUCGCUUACGAGCUGAGAAUGUAAAUUGGUAGUCGUGAUGGCGAUCACCUGAAAAUGUUCUCAAUUAGCGCAGUUAGUGGUUUCCAGCAUUACACACACAAAUUGUGAUUAUACAAACUUCUACUAUAGAUCUACUGUAGUUGAAUACAAAAAUUAGCAAAAUUUAAAAUAAUUUUCUUCAUAAAAAAUAUUUGGAGACUAAGCCUUUUCACACAGCCAAAUUAAUUGAUCAAUUAAAAUUUUAAUUGAGAAACCAGUUUUUGCCCUUCACACUGACGGCUACUCGAUAAUCGAUCAGCUGUUCCUUUUUUUUGCUUUUCAUGAGAAGUUGGUAAGUUUCAUCAGCUGAUCGCUAUUUUAUAUUAUUUACAGCAGCGACAUCUACCGUCGUGUAGCGUGAACAAUAACUUGCAGACAAAGAACGUAUAUAUAAUUACAAAUACGGUCUUUGUCGCAGAGUUGUAUUUCAUUUUCAAGUCGAUUAAAAUUCAAUU
Zeugodacus cucurbitae (melon fly) is the source of this 3309-nucleotide messenger RNA. Its product is annotated as tyrosine-protein phosphatase corkscrew. The transcript is spliced from 4 exons. NCBI's taxonomy places the organism in Eukaryota, Metazoa, Arthropoda, Insecta, Diptera, Tephritidae. The record is from RefSeq and is a predicted model, not a curated record. Bases 908 to 1306 code for a protein of 132 amino acids.